This is a messenger RNA of Trichomycterus rosablanca, 1972 nucleotides long. It is a transcript of the gene spryd7a, whose product is annotated as SPRY domain containing 7a. The record is from RefSeq and is a predicted model, not a curated record. Gene Ontology annotation, molecular function: protein binding. The coding region runs from base 128 to 718 and encodes 196 amino acids. Lineage: Eukaryota; Metazoa; Chordata; Actinopteri; Siluriformes; Trichomycteridae. The transcript is spliced from 5 exons.
GCGGAUGUGAAUUCAGGAGCAGGAUGACCUCAGCUGAAACGAUAAACAAAUAGCGUUAUUUUAGUAAUAUGUAGAUGAAUACUCACACAUUUGUAUACAGAUCGUUGUAUGUGAGUAUCUGAUCAUAAUGGCGAGUUUAUUUUCGUGCUGUUUUGAUUGUUGUGAUCGCGGGAGCUCCGGCCACGUAGCGCUGAAGGAAAUGCCCAUAGUGCAGCUGGACACAAAUCACAUGGGCACUGAUGUUGUCAUAGUAAAAAGUGGCAGAAGAAUAUGUGGUACAGGAGGAUGUGUCGCAAAUGCCCCUCUUCAUCAAAACAAGAGCUACUUUGAGUUCAAGAUUCAAUCUUCAGGUGUUUGGGGAGUAGGGCUGGCUACACGGAAAGCAAACCUCAGUCAGGUCCCACUGGGCAGGGAUGCACAUAGCCUGGUGCUUAGGCAAGAUGGAACUGUGUUUCAUAAUAAUGAUGAGAAGAACCGACUCCCAGCUAACAGCCUGCCACAGGAAGGAGAUGUAGUGGGUGUAUCGUAUGAUCACGUGGAGAUGAACUUAUACCUGAAUGGAAAGAACAUGAACUGUCCAGCGUCAGGCAUUCGAGGAACAGUUUUCCCUGUAGUAUACGUGGAUGACAGUGCAAUACUGGAUUGUCAGUUUAGCGAGUUCUAUCAUCCUCCACCACAUGGCUACCAAAAGAUUCUUUUUGAGCAGCAGAUCUUCUAAUCAUCACUCAACUCUUUGUAUGUUAACUUUGCACCCAGCAAAUUCAACUGUGUGUUUCCACUGCUAGACCUUCAGAGAACCUGAAUGGGGAAAUAGAGUGAUUUGUGUUUGUGAUGUGGCUAAUGCUUUGCUCUGCCAGUUCAACUGACCAGUGUUAUGUCUUUAGUAGGGCAAAUGCAGAUCCAUUUGGUUAAUGGGAUGCAAAAGCCAAAUUAUUGGUGCUUUGCUUUAAAUUAUAAACAAUAUAUCGCUUGUAAUAAAGACUUGAAUCUGUUUGAUAAAAAGCCUGGUGUUGAGGUUAUGAAAUCUCCUACCCCAGUUACACCUGAGUAACUUAAGUGUCAGAAUUAUACCCAUAUAUAAAAUACAUUUUAAUCUGAUUUCUUAAUCUAAUUUAGUUAUUAUACCAGGCCAUGUUAUAUCAGUGUAUAUGCAGCUGACAUACCUUUCACAUAGCCCAUGAAUGCUAGUCAUCACCUUUAAUAAAAUGAAAACAUUUCAACCCAUUUUUACCAGAUUUGCUUAUUAAUAUCCACCUACUGAAGCUCAGCACACCCGCUACAAUUCUGGAAUAAUAAAACCAGCCAUUGCCACUUUUUGAACAUGCUUGUAGAAGGGUGCUCAAUUUCCCCAAUUUGCAGAAGCUAACAGGUGCUCAGUACUGGUUAUUGUAAUCAAGUGGAUUUGCUUGGUAGAAUAAUUGAGAAAAGCCAUUCCUCCCACUCAAAAAUGGCUUAUUAUGCUUUUUUUUAUUAUCAUCAGGACCUAAACUUGAUUUUUAAAGAAUAGGCUGAAGGGUUUUAUGGUGAGCCCUCAGAACUGCUGUAUAUUCACAAUAUUUGUUUGCAGCAACCAGCUUUUGAAUAAGACAACAAGAUAUAUAUGCCUAUACAUGUAAAUUCAUUCAUUAGGUCUUUAUCCAAAUUAGGUCUCUAUCUAAAUUUAAUAAUGGUAUUUAACUUUUUUUUUUGCCUGUUUUUUUUUUUUUAACAUUGUUUUGUUUGUUUUAAAUUUUUCUCAUUGCUAAAAUUUAGCUACUGUCCUAAAAGGUUUUUUGUGACUACUUAGAAACACCAAGUAUUUUAAAGCUUUAUAUCACUACAUAUAACUACAUACUUAUCUUAUUUGAUCUCAUAUGGUUUGUCUUCAUGUUUUUUAUUGUAUUUAAAAAAAGGAGAUUUGAGAUGUAUAGGUUGGUGAAGAAUGAUGCCGUGAUUAUACUGUUUCCCCAAAUUAAAAUUUGUUUUUAAGUUA